AUGUGGGCUCCACUAUCAUAUACUAGACCAGAAUCUCAGAAAACUGACCUGACGUCUUUGUUUUCAACCGAUCAAGAACAAAACCCUUUAAACGACUACCAGUAUCAGAUCAAUAUCAGGGAAUUGGAGGAUUAUUACAACAAGACUAUUUUGAACGAGGAUCACAUAGAGGAAACGAGUAGCGAAAUAUCAUCUGCAGUGUCACUCUCUCCACAAAAACAAAAGAACGCUAUUCAACCGGGGCUACUGUAUGACCCACAAUUAAUUAACCCGUUCCUUCCAUCUGUCAACGUUAAUGGCAGCACAUCUACUACAGCCUUCAAAAAGAAACUAGAGGUACAGAUAAAUCCAGACUACGUCCCAAAAUCUUCACAGUUGCCAUUAACUUCACAGAAUUUGCAGCAGCUGUCUCAACAGAAGCUGAAAAAUGAAGCACCUUCUUUUCCACAGAAGGAAUCCUCAGGUCAUUCUAAAGUGAAGAGUCAACCACAGGAAACUCCCAAACAGUUAUACAAAACGGAACUAUGUGAAUCGUUUACUUUGAAGGGCAGCUGUCCUUACGGCAGUAAAUGCCAGUUUGCUCACGGUCUUGGUGAAUUGAAAGUUAAGAAAUCAUGCAAAAACUUUAGGACAAAGCCCUGCGUGAAUUGGGAGAAACUGGGCUAUUGUCCCUAUGGCAGAAGGUGCUGCUUCAAGCACGGCGACGAUAACGACAUUGCUGUUUACGUAAAAGCCGGCACUUACUGUAACAUUCCAUCCACUGGUAAACUUGACGAAAAGAGAGGCAGUGGUCGUAGCAACGAUCGCAGCUCCACUAAGAACAAAAAUCUUAAUGUUAAAGUGAAAGCCUUGCAGAGAAUGACUUGGUGA
Saccharomyces mikatae IFO 1815 is the source of this 870-nucleotide messenger RNA. It is a transcript of the gene TIS11, whose product is annotated as Tis11p. NCBI's taxonomy places the organism in Eukaryota, Fungi, Ascomycota, Saccharomycetes, Saccharomycetales, Saccharomycetaceae. The record is from RefSeq and is a predicted model, not a curated record. The transcript has a single exon. The coding region runs from base 1 to 870 and encodes 289 amino acids. Gene Ontology annotation, molecular function: mRNA binding; metal ion binding.